CCGGGUUCUGCCAGUGCAGGAAGCAGCAUGUCGGUCAGCGGGCGCCUGACAUGGGCGCGAUCGCGGGCGCCUCUGCUUGUGAGUCUCCCCGAGGCUUGGCGCCGCCGCGGCCACACAGCCUCCUCCUACUCCGCUUUCUCUGAGCCGUCCCGGGUGCGGGCGCUGGUCUAUGGCAACCACGGGGAUCCAGCCAAGGUCGUCCAACUGAAGAACCUGGAGCUCUCUGCUGUGGAAGGAUCUGACGUCCACGUGAGGAUGCUGGCAGCCCCUAUCAAUCCAUCUGACAUAAAUAUGAUCCAAGGGAACUAUGGCCUCCUUCCUAAGCUGCCUGCUGUUGGAGGGAACGAAGGUGUUGGAGAGGUGGUAGCAGUGGGCCCCAGUGUGUCUGGAUUAAGGCCGGGAGAUUGGGUGAUCCCAGCAAAUGCUGGUUUGGGGACCUGGCGGACUGAGGCUGUGUUCAGUGAGGAAGCACUGAUCGGAGUCCCUAAGGAUAUCCCUGUCCAGAGUGCCGCCACCCUAGGUGUCAACCCCUGCACAGCCUACAGGAUGUUGAUGGACUUUGAACAUCUGCAGCCAGGAGACUCUGUCAUCCAGAAUGCGUCCAACAGUGGAGUGGGGCAAGCAGUCAUCCAGAUCGCCUCAGCCCUUCGCCUAAAGACCAUCAAUGUGGUCCGAGACAGGCCUGACAUCCAGAAGCUGACUGACAGACUGAAGGGUCUAGGAGCUGACUAUGUCCUCACAGAGGAGGAGCUAAGGAUGCCUGAGACAAAAGCUGUCUUCAAGGAGCUGCCCCUGCCCCGACUGGCUCUCAACUGUGUUGGUGGGAAGAGUUCCACAGAGCUACUGCGGCACCUAGCGCCCGGAGGAACCAUGGUGACCUAUGGGGGAAUGGCCAGGCAGCCUGUAACAGCCUCUGUGAGCCUGCUCAUUUUUAAGGACCUCAAACUUCGGGGAUUUUGGUUGUCCCAGUGGAAGAAGAACCACACUCCAGAUGAGUUCAAGGAGCUGGUUCUCACUCUCUAUGAACUCAUUCGCCAAGGACAGCUCACAGCUCCUGCCUGGUCCGAGGUUCCACUGCAAGACUACCAGCAGGCCUUGGAAGCCUCCAUGAAGCCCUUUGUGUCUUCGAAGCAGAUUCUCACCAUGUGAUUAAUGGAGAGGACCAGAAGAAAGCAGAAGACAGACCAACAAGACUGCUGGCUGUGGUCCCUCCACGAGGACCCCAUUCUUCCCCAGGCUGCCUUCCACUCACUGCCUCUUCCCAGUAGGAGGGUAGGAGGCCAGUCCUAGGGUCCCUAAUAAAACUUGAACUUCCUGCGCAAA
Psammomys obesus (fat sand rat) is the source of this 1323-nucleotide messenger RNA. It is a transcript of the gene Mecr, whose product is annotated as mitochondrial trans-2-enoyl-CoA reductase. Lineage: Eukaryota; Metazoa; Chordata; Mammalia; Rodentia; Muridae. Gene Ontology annotation, biological process: fatty acid metabolic process. The record is from RefSeq and is a predicted model, not a curated record. Gene Ontology annotation, molecular function: trans-2-enoyl-CoA reductase (NADPH) activity. Bases 28 to 1149 code for a protein of 373 amino acids. Gene Ontology annotation, cellular component: mitochondrion. The transcript is spliced from 10 exons.